Messenger RNA from Staurois parvus, 368 nucleotides. The record is from the annotation of a GenBank genome assembly. NCBI's taxonomy places the organism in Eukaryota, Metazoa, Chordata, Amphibia, Anura, Ranidae.
GACUGCCCUAUAGCAGAUAUACUGCUACAGAGCGGCACCUGUGUGCACAAUCACGUAUAUAUAUGUAAUUUUGCAGUUCUGGGUAGGGGCCCGCGCCGCCGUUUGCGGCCACAGAUGUCAAUCACUGAGUCCCGGCCGGUAGUUACCCGCCAGCGCCCGGUGAUUACAGAGCAUCUCCGACGGGGAGGAAGAUUGUUUUGUUUACAAGCAAUCUUCCUCCCUGUCAGCUUGAGCACACUGCUCAGGAUGGCUGUGCACAGUACAGCUAUCCCGAUCAGUGUGCUUACAGUGAAGAACACCCCCCCCGCCCCCUGUUAAAGCACACAGUUAACCCUUUGAUCGCCCCUCACAUUAACCCUUUCCUGCUC